AUGGGGGAACGAGGAAACAACAGUAAAGAAAGCAAAAACACGGAGAUGAAGGACAAAGUUCAAAUCGCAACUCAGAAUCUUGGGGAUCCUCUGACUCUUCAGUCCUCGGACCAUCCAGGUAUGGUUUUAGUAUCUGCUCCUCUGGUAGGGACAAACUUUAGAUCCUGGCAUAGAGCCAUUAGGAUAGCCCUAGGAGCUAAACAGAAACUCGAAUUUAUAGAGGGUACCGUUACAGUGCCUGAUAAAGAAUCUGAUUCGUAUGAACAAUGGAAGCGGUGUGACUUUAUGGUCACAUCCUGGAUUUUGAACUCUAUAUCCAGAGAGUUGGUAGAUGGUUUCAUUUACACAGCCUCAGCCAGAGAUCUCUGGCUUGAAAUCACAGAAAGAUUUGGUGAAUGUAAUGGCACCAUGAUCUAUGAGCUGAGAAGGAAAAUAUCCUUGAUAUCUCAAGACAAUGCCUCUGCAUCUGUCUAUUUCACAAAAUUAAAGGGGCUUUGGGAUGAAUUGGGGUCAAUGGAAACUCUCCCACCAUGCACAUGUGGUGCAUCAAAGGCAAUAGAUGAGCUGAAUAAUAGAAAUAGGUUAAUGCAAUUCCUUAUGGGAUUGAAUGAUGCCUACGGGACAGUUAGAGAUCAGAUCCUAGGCAUGGAUCCUUUGCCCUCUGUGAAUAAAGCUUAUUCUAUGGUACUCAAAUUUGAGUCUCAGAAGGACAUUCUGGGAAGUAUAAAUGGGAACACUGAACCUUUAGUCCUGAUGAAUAGGACGCAGAAACAAUAUCAAGGAAGGCAGAAAAGGCCUGACCAGAAAAAGGGACACUGUUCCUACUGUGACAUGGAUGGACAUGUCAGAGAGGGUUGUUUCAAGCUAAUAGGAUACCCUGAAUGGUUUAAGACAAAAACCAAAAAUAAUGGACAAUUCUCCAAAACAACCAGAACCAUAGGCCAUGACAAGAGAGUUGUGGCAGCUGUUGAAGUCCCCCCAAACAGAAAGGACACCCCCAUUGACAUGCCUGAUACAUCUACUCAAAUAAAUGACCUUAAUAUCAUGUUGAGUUCCUUACAACAGGAGGUCAGCAAACUAAUGAAAGGAAAGGCUGUACUCACAGCAAAUACUCACCAAUUUGAUUACAGCAAUGAAUAUGAUUCAGAUUCAGGUCCAGUCAUAUUUGCAGGUACUUCUUACUCUAAAAAUUUAUCUUAUGCAUCUUUCCAUAAGCACUGUAAUUGGGUCCUUGACACUGGUGCCACUGACCAUAUGUCUUCAAAUCAGUUAGUUUUUCAAUCCUUAGACUUAUUAAAUAAGCCAGUUUCUGUUUACUUACCUGAUGGUAAUGCUGUGAAAGUUUGCUAUACUGGUUCUAUUAUGCUUUCAGAUUAUGUAUACCUAAAAAAUGUAUUGUUUGUUCCAAAGUUCAAUUAUAAUCUUCUUUCUGUUAGCAAGUUAAUCAAAGACUGCAAGCUGAGUUGUCUCUUCCUUCCUACUUGUUGCAUUAUUCAGGACCCUCUGACUAAGCGAGUGGUUGCUGUGGGCAAGGAAGAGGCAGGGUUAUACAAAUUGAAUCAGAUGAGUUUUUUGCCUCUUGAAAUUGAUAAACAAUUGGCUGCUAUUGUGAAUACUAUGCCUGAGUUGCAAUCCUUUGUGAAUACCACGCUUUCUACACAUUCAGUAAAUAAAGAAAGCCAUACUUUCAGAACUGAAUCUUGCAUGUCUGCUGUUCAUAUUCUUGAUUGGCAUGAUAGAUUAGGACAUGCAUCUCUUGGGAAAUUAAAACAUAUUGCAAUGUUUCAACACACUGAGAAUAUUCCCUUACACUGUCAAACCUGUCCUCAGGCUAAACAAGCCAGGCUACCCUUUCCACUUAGCAAUACUACUGCUAAGAAGCCCUUUGAUCUACUUCACAUAGAUAUUUGGGGACCAUAUAACAUAGAAAGUGUCACAGGAGCUAAAUACUUCUUAACUCUAGUUGAUGACCACACUAGAGCAACCUGGACUUUCUUGAUGCGGCUUAAGAGUCAAACUGUUCAUAUCCUAUCUACUUUUCUGAAUAUGGUGCACAAUCAUUUUAACACCACUGUUAAGAUAAUAAGAACAGAUAAUGGUUGCGAAUUUCUUAGCAAUGAAUGCUCCAGAUUACUAAAUCAAAGAGGUAUCAUUCACCAAAGAUCUUGUCCUCACACCCCUCAACAAAAUGGCAUUGUUGAAAGAAAACUCAGAUCACCAUCACCGGCUGUGCUCCAAGUUGCCCCUGGUUUCCAUCCCAGUUCCAACUUGCAGGGGGCGUGUAGAGAAUACAUGAUAGCUGAUGUUCUGUUAUAUUGUGUUAUUGUGUUUAUGUUCCUGGGUUAUAUGAGUAAUUGUCUUCUGUAA
Messenger RNA from Manihot esculenta (cassava), 2367 nucleotides. RefSeq lists its product as uncharacterized. Gene Ontology annotation, biological process: DNA integration. Gene Ontology annotation, molecular function: nucleic acid binding. Lineage: Eukaryota; Viridiplantae; Streptophyta; Magnoliopsida; Malpighiales; Euphorbiaceae. The transcript has a single exon. The coding region runs from base 1 to 2367 and encodes 788 amino acids. The record is from RefSeq and is a predicted model, not a curated record.